GUGAUGUCAUAAGGCUGCGCCGCGCUUCAGCAUCUGUUGUGAUUCGGCUGACGAAAGAAAAACUCCUGGUGAAGAUGGAGUUUAUUAAAGAGGAGAGUGAAGACGUGAAGAUCGAAGAAAUAUUCAGUGUGAAACAAGAAGAAACUGAGGAACAAACAGACCUGAUGGCACUGAAAGAGGAGAGUGAAGUACUGAAUGAAAUGGAAGAGAAAGAUCAAUAUAAUAAUCAUCAUGAUUUAAUUACUGGAGAAAAACCUUGUAGUUGCUCACACUCUGAAAACACUUCCUCACAAACAAUGGCUCAAAAAACAGGGACUACAAGUAAUUUUGUCUACAAAAAGUGUGGAAACAGAUUCAAUCAAAACAGAAGAUUUAGCAGGAACAUGAAAAGUCACACUGAGAAGCCUUACACGUGUCCUCAGUGUGGAAAGAGUUUUUAUCAUAGAGGACACUUUGAAGACCACAUGGUAGUUCACACUGGAGAGAAGCCAUUCAACUGCCAACAGUGUGGAAAACGUUUCAGCCGAAAAGGAAGUCUUAAUUACCACAUGAAACUUCACACUGGAGAGAGCCUUUUCACCUGCCAACAGUGUGGAAAUAGUUUCACCCGAAAAGGAAUUCUUAAGUACCACAUGAGAAUUCACACCGGAGAGAAGCCUUAUACCUGCAAACAGUGUGGAAAAAGUUUCACCCAAAAAGGAACUCUUAAUUACCACAUGAUAAUUCACUCUGCAGAGAAGCCUUUCACUUGCCAACAGUGUGGAAAUAGUUUCACCCGAAAAGAAAGUCUUCAUUAUCACAUGAAAAUUCACACUGCAGAGAAGCCUUCCACCUGCCAACAGUGUGGAAAAAGUUUCAACCGAAAAGAAAGUCUUAAUUGCCACAUGAGAAUUCACACUGGAGAGAGCCUUUUCACCUGCCAACAGUGUGGAAAAAGUUUCAUUAGAGAAGGGAACUUUAAAGUCCACAUGAGAAUUCACACUGGAGAGAAGCCUUUCACCUGCCAACAGUGUGGAAAGAGUUUCAGCCAAAAAGGAAGCCUUAACAGGCACAUGGAAAUUCACACUGGAGAGAAGCCAUUUAUAUAUGGUCAAGGUGGAAAGCGUUUCAAAUAUAAAAUAAAAACUUGAAUACCACAUGAGGAUUCAUGUAUGAAUGUCUGGAUGACAUUACAAUCAAUUAAUAAGUUUGUCCUGUAAACACUCAGUAAAUACUCAGUGUCCUUUUAAAUUUUGCAUUAACUUUUCAUAUGGUAUUUUCGUACAAGGCUAUAUAUUCAGUUUUUUAACUAAAUAUGCUCAUUAAUAGUUGAAAAGCAGCAUGACCCUCUCAUUACUUAGUGUCAAGACGCCUGUUGAUCAGAGCGUUGGACUGUUCUUUACUAAGUUUUCAAAGUUACAUACUUUGAUGUCAUAAGUAUAUAGCAGUGUUAUAGAUUUGCAUUAUGUUUGAAAAAAGGUGACCAGAUUAUGAUUUAGUGUUCAUAAUUUACUUGACAACUGGAAAUAAAUUGAUUACAAACUGGUAA
Messenger RNA from Megalobrama amblycephala (Wuchang bream), 1528 nucleotides. RefSeq names its product gastrula zinc finger protein XlCGF8.2DB-like. The record is from RefSeq and is a predicted model, not a curated record. Bases 75 to 1130 code for a protein of 351 amino acids. Gene Ontology annotation, molecular function: RNA polymerase II cis-regulatory region sequence-specific DNA binding; DNA-binding transcription factor activity. The transcript has 3 exons. NCBI's taxonomy places the organism in Eukaryota, Metazoa, Chordata, Actinopteri, Cypriniformes, Xenocyprididae. Gene Ontology annotation, biological process: regulation of transcription by RNA polymerase II.